AUUGCAGAAGACCCGGGAAGAAUUAUAUACCCGAUGCUGGACCAAGCCCAAGAUCUACUUACCUUUGAGGCUAGUCAUCUAGAGCAGGUUGAGGUCAUCGCUCCACCCGUCGCCAUAGGCCGUUUUGAGGGAAAAUAUUUCGCAUACAAGACAAUUGACCGCCCUAUCUAUGAUCCAGGAGACACGGAACAUAUCUUGAACGAAAUUACGGCCCUCACACAAUUUCGGGGACAGCCGAACAUCGCACAACUGAUUGGGGUUGUCAUCUCUGGGUCUCUGGAACGAGUUCUCGCAGAGGAUAGAUAUCAGGAUGAUUCAUUGCUACGACGAUGGGCACUACAGCUUGGGAGAGCAUUGGAAACAUUGCACUCACAGAGACGGACUCAUCUUGACAUCAAACCACCCAAUAUCGUUUUGGACGCGAAUAGGAAUGCCAUCCUUAUCGAUAUCAGCGGAACGGGAGGGUACGGAUGGGAAUGGCUCUCGCCCGAGAUGCAAGAGAUCCUUCAACAAAACGCUGCAACAGCUCCUGCUAGCACGUCACUUGACCACCGCGUUGCGACAGAUUGUUGGGCCUAUGGGAAACUGCUUUACACCAUGGCCAAGAAAGCUGCAACCAGUACUCUCGGCAAAAGGUUACAGGACAUCGGCGAUGACCUCACGAAGGCGGAUCCAAAAGCUCGCAUUUCACUAAGCGAAGCCCUCGGAAGAAUAUCAGGCUGGGAGUAA
This is a messenger RNA of Aspergillus ibericus CBS 121593, 729 nucleotides long. Its product is annotated as protein kinase family protein. NCBI's taxonomy places the organism in Eukaryota, Fungi, Ascomycota, Eurotiomycetes, Eurotiales, Aspergillaceae. Gene Ontology annotation, molecular function: protein kinase activity; ATP binding. The record is from RefSeq and is a predicted model, not a curated record. The annotation marks the transcript as partial. The transcript has a single exon. Gene Ontology annotation, biological process: protein phosphorylation.